Molecule: messenger RNA, 2398 nt
Organism: Aplosporella prunicola CBS 121167
Lineage: Eukaryota; Fungi; Ascomycota; Dothideomycetes; Botryosphaeriales; Aplosporellaceae
Exons: 3
Coding region: 17-2398 (793 amino acids)
Source: RefSeq, a predicted model, not a curated record
GACCAAUUUAUCGACAAUGGUCUAUGCCCUUCGAACCGCGGACUGGAAAAGCCAUGACAGGGGUGUCCUGCUUGACGGAGAUUGUAACUCUGUACGCAACGCCAAUAUGUGGAUUCACGUAUAUAUCAACGUUGCAAGCACACUACUUCUCGGAGCUAGUAGCUUUGCAAUGCAAUGUUUCUCGGCACCUACCAGGGAGCAAAUCAACAAAGCUCACAAAAAACGGAUUUGGUUGGAUAUUGGUGUCCCAAGCCUCCGCAAUGUAAGGUUCAUGCGCAGAAAAUAUGUUAUUAUGUGGUAUACACUUGCGGCCACAUCUUUAGUCCUUCAUCUUUUAUUCAACUCUACUAUCUUUUCGACGCUUGAUGCUAGAUCCUAUACUGCCUACACCCUCAGAGGUGGGGUUUUGGAGGUAUACAACGGAAGUGUAUACGCAAAAGCUAGAUACAUGACGGAGAACACGCCUUAUUCUGACCUAAUCCUUCCUUCCAACCCCGAGAAAGAAGAAAUACAAGGACUCGAAUAUUUCAAGACAACCCUGACCACGGAAGAUUUACUCACAAAAGAAGAGUGCAUAUCCGCAUUCGGGAAAGCUUUUGUGUCAGACCGGCGCAUGAUAAUAUUAGAUCUGUCAAAUGAGACGAUCUGGUUCUCAACCCUUGCCAUGCCUGGCACUUUCAACUUGAACACUUUAAUAAAUGCUUCAUACGCGGUUAACAUCAACGGCAAUUCUGUUCCAGAAAACUGCAUCCCAGAUCCGACCUGGUGGAUGUGUGGGUCAGCACCAGAAUGUGGAAGCAUUUGCAACUACGGCGAAAAGAACGAUUGGACACCAUUCGGAUUUUCUGCUGAAAGAUGCUUUAGCCCUCGACUCCCUGAAAGCUGUAGACUAGAGAUCAGUCGUGGCUUUGCUAUAACAGUCUCCGUAGUCGGCCUCAUUAAAGCCUUGGUUGUUGGUAUCGGCGCCUUUUCUUCUAGACCGCCUCCUCUUCUGACAAUAGGGGAUGCCGUCUCCUCGUUCCUAGAACAUCCAGAUCCGACGACCACAGGAGCAUGCUUCCUUCAAAAGAGAGACCUGGAUGCCUGUCCUCCAUCAUGGACUAUUGCUCCAAAAUUUUGGAUGCCGAGACGUAAACAUCGGAUCCAAGCCAUUAGCCGGCGAAAAACGACUCUAUACUUGAACCUAUAUCUUCUCGUUACUGUUAUAAUACUACUUGUUCUCGUCCUUGGAUUUCAUAACAUCAAGGGAGCAAAGAAUUUUAUGUCUCUUGUCAGCCCAUCUCUAUGGGGUAUGAGCGUUCAAACGCUCAUCACGGGUCCGGUUGUUAGUACUGACUCGCUGUUCAAUACUGCUAUGCUAGCCAACAUAGCCCAACCAAUUUUGUCCUGUUUAUAUUUUUUAUACAACGGCGCCCUGACCUCGAUGUGCUUAGCCGCCGAAUGGGAUCAAUUUGGAGCAAAUCGAAAGAGCCUUCGUGUGUCAGGCAUUCCAACUGGAUCCCAACGAUGUUCAUACUCUUUACAACUUCCAUUCCGGUUCGGUAUUCCACUAAUGGCCAUAUCAGGUGCUCUACACUGGCUUGCAUCCCAAUGCAUUUUCAUGGUUAGCAUUAUAUUUGUUGACCAAAACAAGUCUGCCUUCAUUUUAGGCUACUCAGUACCCGCGAUUUCCUCAUUAUUACUCCUAUCUCUUAUCAUGUUCGCCUACGCCGGCUCGAUUGCAUCCUACCCCUUAAAGAACGGAAUACCUGUUGUGGGAAGCUGUAGUGCCGCUAUUUCAGCUGCAUGUCAUCCAGAAUCAGAUGGAAAGAACCCCAGCGUCUGUCUUCCAGUUAUGUGGGGGAUGUUAAAGCAAAAAGGGGAUACUGAAAUCCAUUGCGGAUUUACAAACCGAGAAGUCGAACUUCCCCAACAGUCGAUGAGCUAUAAGGUUUGGGCAACGAGAACAAAAGAAUGUCUCAAAAAAUUUGGACUGGCAACUUAUAUUACGGAUGAUAGGCCAUAUCUUCCUCCCCUUCUUAACUUCUCGGAGUAUUCAACCGCGUUCCGGAUGCUAUUUUCUAAAAGGCUGUAUGAGUUUUACUUUCACGCACUGAAAGAACCCAAACCUGGGUCGCUGGAACACGGAGACUUCCAAGCGCGGGCGCAGAUUCUCUCAAGGAUGAUGUACGAUGCUUGGGAAGAUAUUCCGGACGUAAAACACUAUCAUGCCAAGGAGACCUGGGAAUAUUUAGAAAAGAAAUUUGGUGAGAUACCAAGGAGCGGACGAGCACCUCAAACCACAUCUGGGCCAUAUAAGACUUCAGUGUCUCCCGAUACAUGUAACGGGGGAUCAUCUAAUCUCAGACACUGGCUCGAGUAUGUGUGGAAUGAUGCUUAUUCAAGGGCGGAACAGUAA